Messenger RNA from Oppiella nova, 996 nucleotides. NCBI's taxonomy places the organism in Eukaryota, Metazoa, Arthropoda, Arachnida, Sarcoptiformes, Oppiidae. The record is from the annotation of a GenBank genome assembly.
UUGAUUAACACGAUGGCUAAGCGUAAGCUUAUUGGGAGUUUUGCGGACAGCAUACCCGACCUAUUGCGAGCCACAACACAUACUGGUGCUCAUCGGGACAUAAACGUCAAUGAGCUAUUGAAAUACGAGGUAAGGGGUCUCAUGUCGGAGCGUAUACUCCGUAACCCCAACAAUCCCGAGUCCUACGACUGGACUGAAAACCUACUGUCCGAGGCUUACGGACGUCCGGUUAGGGAUGUCAAUGAUAUAACGGCUUUCAUAGACAUGUGUUAUACGACUGUCAAUAAGAAAGUGGCGUUUGUUAUCAACUAUUGGACUAUAUUUGCGUUUAUGAUGGAUGACUACAUGGACCAGAUUGUCAUGGAUGAUGAGGGAAAAAGUGAAAUUUGCGAAUGGCAGCAAAAAUACAUAACCGGCAAAAGUGGCGGUCAUUUAGGUUUAGACAAAAUGCUUGUAAAAACAUUGGCAAUAAGUGGCCAAUAUAUGGCCCCUGACCAGUAUGUCCGACACGUGGUGUCUAACGUGCGAUGGAUGGGUACGUAUUUGACUGUCAAUCCAACGAAAUUCAAUGUCGACCACCAAAUGCUGACAUAUGUGCAAUACUGGACACAAAGGGAAAUGGACUGCAUGUAUAUAACGGUGUUUAUAUUCUCGGAGUUGAGUGUGGGUUUGGAUGCCAUAGAGCACCGGCUGACUACUGAUCCCAUUUGGAAGGCCUUUAACGUGUCGGCCGGCAAACACUCCGUACUCGUCAAUGAGGUCUACUCUGUCAAGUCGGAGGUACCCAAAGGUCAGGGUAGGGGCCAGACAUUCAAGAACCGGAUCGGUGUGUCGCCCAUGACUCAGCUCAUGGCCGAUAAGCAGGGCUUUGUGGGGGACUGGCAUCUGAUGAGCGCCGGCUCUUAUGCCAGUGGCGGCGCCGGACUCGUCAUGAUGGAGGGCACGGGUGUUGAGCCCAUGGGUCGCAUAUCCAAUCGAAUUCAUAAUUGCAUUUAA